AUGCCAUAUCAUGUAAACACUACAGACUACAUACGAGAAAAGCACAUGCCAUAUCAUGUAAACACUACAGACUACAUACGAGAAAAGCACAUGCCAUAUCAUGUAAACACUACAGACUACAUACGAGAAAAGCACAUGCCAUAUCAUGUAAACACUACAGACUACAUACGAGAAAAGCACAUGCCAUAUCAUGUAAACACUACAGACUACAUACGAGAAAAGCACAUGCCAUAUCAUGUAAACACUACAGACUACAUACGAGAAAAGCACAUGCCAUAUCAUGUAAACACUACAGACUACAUACCAGAAAAGCACAUGCCAUAUCAUGUAAACACUACAGACUACAUACCAGAGAAGCACAUGCCAUAUCAUGUAAACACUACAGACUACAUACGAGAAAAGCACAUGCCAUAUCAUGUAAACACUACAGACUACAUACGAGAAAAGCACAUGCCAUAUCAUGUAAACACUACAGACUACAUACGAGAAAAGCACAUGCCAUAUCAUGUAAACACUACAGACUACAUACGAGAAAAGCACAUGCCAUAUCAUGUAAACACUACAGACUACAUACGAGAAAAGCACAUGCCAUAUCAUGUAAACACUACAGACUACAUACGAGAAAAGCACAUGCCAUAUCAUGUAAACACUACAGACUACAUACGAGAAAAGCACAUGCCAUAUCAUGUAAACACUACAGACUACAUACCAGAAAAGCACAUGCCAUAUCAUGUAAACACUACAGACUACAUACCAGAGAAGCACAUGCCAUAUCAUGUAAACACUACAGACUACAUACGAGAAAAGCACAUGCCAUAUCAUGUAAACACUACAGACUACAUACGAGAAAAGCACAUGCCAUAUCAUGUAAACACUACAGACUACAUACGAGAAAAGCACAUGCCAUAUCAUGUAAACACUACAGACUACAUACCAGAAAAGCACAUGCCAUAUCAUGUAAACACUACAGACUACAUACCAGAAAAGCACAUGCCAUAUCAUGUAAACACUACAGACUACAUACCAGAGAAGCACAUGCCAUAUCAUGUAAACAGAUAA
This is a messenger RNA of Pseudophryne corroboree (corroboree frog), 1059 nucleotides long. Its product is annotated as histidine-rich glycoprotein-like. The transcript has a single exon. NCBI's taxonomy places the organism in Eukaryota, Metazoa, Chordata, Amphibia, Anura, Myobatrachidae. The record is from RefSeq and is a predicted model, not a curated record. The coding region runs from base 1 to 1059 and encodes 352 amino acids.